AGUCUGCCUUUGUUAGCCGGGGUGAUCGCCCGCUACGACCGUGAAGCGGCCCGCGCACGCGUGCUUUUAUAAAUAAAACUUAUAUUCACUCCCACGUUUCAAAGCCGGCAUCAAAAUAACUUGACGUCCGGUUUCGUUAUUAUUUAUUCAUUGACAUAAACUAUAAAUUGCUUUUCUAAAUUUACUUCGAAUUUAUUGAACCUCAUUUACCGACGUGAUAUUUGCGUCUUUUUUAAUCAAAACAAAGCGUGCAUCAUCAACAACAGCCAAUUUACCUUGUUGGUGUACUUUGAAAAUUAAUUGAUGGCAUUUAACUCAACGAAUGUUUGAGAAAAAUAAAAAAUGGAUUGGCGUGAAAAACUUUUUGGAAAAGUGCUUGUGAGAUGCAACUCGCCGGGUACACAAAAUGGACAAUUCGAGAACGUGUCAACUUUGGAGGCUCUAUCUGACUGUGUAGAAGAAGGCGAGGGUGCUGUGUGUGGUAUAUACUUCUCUUUCGCUAAUAUAAGCGACGAGAGUGAUGAUUUUGGAGUGCGAUUAGAGGAACUGUAUAAAAGAAUCCAUCCUCGCUUGAGAGUGGUGCAAGUGGUCUUGUGGGCUCACAUGGGUACUCCUGAAGGUCCCGUAGAAAGAGAAGCCGGUUUCCGACGUAGUCUUACAGGCAAACCAUGGUUUGCUGUGCCCUUUCAUGAUGUCGACACUAAGAGGCGGUUAACCCAAAAAUACAGUAUCGCUGUCGGAGUGCCUACAUUAGUGGUGAGAGGGCGAGGUGUUAGAGACGCCCUACUCGCCGACCCAGCUGGAGAGAGGUUUCCGUGGCCAGCGCCCCCCCUCACUGAGGUUCUGAGAGGUGUCCAACUUCAAGGAGACAGCGGCAGCAAACUGUACGGAGAACUGCCAGCCAAUGCUGUCAGAGUGUUCUAUUUCGCCGCACAUUGGUGUCCACCCUGCAGAGCCUUCUCACCGAGUCUAUGCGCGGCGUUAUCAGCGGUACGCAAGCGGAGGGCCAAGUUCGCUAACACACAGCUUAUACUGGUUUCCAGUGACAGGAGCGAACAGUCGUAUAAUCGGACACUUCAGACGGUGAAUACUGUCGGCGCGUUGGCUGUGCCAUGGUCCGCGUCUGAAGCAAGACUGGCACUGCCGGCCGCGCUGGGAGUAGCGGGCAUACCGGCUCUGGUCAUCACUGAUGGAGAUGGGAAGAUCCUCACAGCUAACGGCAGGAGUCACCUCACUGCUGACCCAUUGGGACUGAAUUUCCCGUGGGGACAGCGGGCGGUAUCCGUGCUGACAGAGCAAGCACUCCUCAAGAUGGCGCGUCAUCCUGCUCUUGUUUUGUUCAUCGACGAUGAAGAUUCCGAGAUAGAGUUUGCAGAAUCUGUUCUGACUCCCUCAGCUGAAUCUUACUACGAAGAAUGCAGCAUUCAGUUUCCAGGCUUCUGCCCAUACCAAAACUCGUCGGACGACGAAACAAUGGAUUUCGAUUACCCCACCUCGAAACACUCGAGGGUCAAAAAGAAAUCAUUCAAACAUGUCAUGUUUUUUAUAGGAGUCGAUGGGACAGAUAGUGCCGACAUGCUCAGGGAACACAUCGGCCUCGAUGAUGCUGUUCCGCUUCUGACAGCCAUAGAUUUCCCGCGACAAAGAAUGGUAACCAUGAAGUAUGGAGAUGAAAUAACCACAGACUCCGUUCAGAACUUUGUAGACGCGUAUUUAAGCGGGAACGCGGAUUUCAAACCGCUAAAACCUUAUAGUGAGAAAUGUUAGAUAAGUUACGUAGUUACAUUUUAGCACCAGAAUUCGUGUUUGUUUAAUUGUAUGUAGCGGUGUGGUUUAUGAUAUAAGUUUUGUAUCAAACCAAAUAAAGUUUAGAUUUCAACUUG
Messenger RNA from Diatraea saccharalis (sugarcane borer), 1883 nucleotides. The record is from the annotation of a GenBank genome assembly. NCBI's taxonomy places the organism in Eukaryota, Metazoa, Arthropoda, Insecta, Lepidoptera, Crambidae.